AAAUGGUCUAAAUAGCAGUGCUUGGUUAUUGGGAACAGUUGAGAUAUUAAAAAAUACAGCUUAUGUCACUUUAUCAGUGCGGGACUAACAAACCAAAGUAACUUGCAAACCCACAUUUAUUUCCUGAUAUGUCAAGAAAUGCAGCUGGGACUACCAGAAAAAUAUAUGCAAAACAAUUGCAUAAUGCUAUAAUGUCAUUAUUAAAUCAUUAAAAAUUAUUACAAAAAUUAAAUAAUAAAAUAAAUGUAACUGCAAUGCAUAAAGUAUACAAAUGACGAAGCAAAGCAGCAUCAGAAGUGUGUUUAAACGGACUCAGAACACCAUAUAAGAUAUUAUAAAUAUAAAACGAGCACUCAAGGUAGAUAAAAAAAUCGUUGAUCAUUGCCAUUCAUAUUGUAAUCAUUUUUAUUAAUGUCAAAUAACAGAAUAGUAGAAUUCGUGCAUAUCUUUAACACAAAAUAAAAAAAUAAUAAUAAACAGAGAUAAUUUACGUCAGACGUGUGGUCACCUCUAUUAAAUUAACUACCAAGAGGAAGAAAUUGUUAUUUAUGGUUACCCGAUUAUACCAAUCAAGCUGAUAAGUGUUUUAGAUGCUAUUUUAACUUAUGCAUUAGUAAAUUAAGUUGUCUUGUGGCAAAAUAAACAAAAUGGUUAUUUAAACCGGAAAUAAAUUGUAUACUAGCAGAGAAUUGUGGGUAAAUCGAGUCUAUUCCAUCAGAGUCGCGCUGCGCUUCCCAGUGGGUCGCGCUGCUCUGAUGAAACUGGUCAGCGCUGCGCUAUCCAUCGGGUGGCGCAAGUAAACAACUCAUCUCUGCGCUAUCCACGCGCGGCUCUGUCCAUUGGUCCGCGCGUAUAAUUGGUCCGCGCAGCGCGGAUCAAUCGAGUGGCGCAGUUUCGUCCUUCUUUUGAGGAGAUCGGCUUCCCAUAAAAGCCCCGUGAAGUUGAAGACACCUUACAUUGCAAGUCCACAAUGAAAUCCCUUACAUGGAUCCUAUGCACUGUUGGUUUGGUUUUAUGUGCAGCUGAUCCAGACAGGGCCACAAGACCUAAUUUUGUCUUGAUGAUGGUGGACGAUUUAGGAAUUGGAGAUCUUGGUUGCUACGGGAACACAACCCUUAGGACACCUCAUAUAGAUCGACUGGCCCAGGAAGGGGUAAAACUGACCCACCAUAUAGCUGCUGCUCCCCUAUGCACUCCCAGCAGGGCGGCGUUCCUCACAGGCAGAUACCCCAUCCGAUCAGGUAUGGCUGGGCAUGGCCGAAUUGGAGUGUAUCUUUUCUCUGCAUCGUCAGGAGGUCUUCCCCUUGAGGAAAUCACCUUGGCCAGGGUUGCUAAAGAGCAAGGCUAUGCUACAGCUAUAAUUGGAAAGUGGCACCUGGGUCUCAACUGUGAAAACAGUGCCGACCACUGCCACCAUCCCACCUCUCAUGGCUUUGACCACUUCUAUGGUAGCAUUAUGACGAACCUCCGGGACUGUCAGCCUGGACAUGGCACAAUCUUCAGUAUCAUCCAUGAUCACAUUCCCUACAAAUACAUUAAUAUUGGUCUAGUCUCCCUGGCUUUACUCCAUUUUAGAGGAGUGAUAACGGUGCCCAGAAAGGUAGUUUUUGGUUUUCUGGCCCUGAUAGGGAUGCUGGUCAUUCUCUUUGAGCUAAUGGUGUACACGUUCCCAAAUUUUAAUUGCUUUCUAAUGAGAGGGGCGGAGAUUGUGGAGCAACCAUUUAUAUCAGAAAAUCUCACACAGAGGAUGACUCACGAGGCGAUAGAGUUUAUGGAAAGAAAUUCAGAGAGGCCGUUCUUGCUCUUCUUUUCAUUCAUCCAAGUCCACACUGCACUUUUUGCAUCUCCUCGCUUCAGGGGCAAAAGCCAACAUGGUCUUUAUGGUGACGCUGUCAUGGAGGUGGACUGGAGUGUAGGUCAGAUCAUGCAAACUCUUGAGCGCCUAAAAUUGAAGGAAAACACUCUGGCGUAUAUGACCUCGGAUCAGGGGCCACACCUGGAAGAGAUUUCCAUCCAUGGAGAGGUGCACAGGGGUCACAACGGAAUAUACAAAGCUGGCAAGUCAACCAAUUGGGAAGGUGGGAUUCGGGUACCGGGGAUUCUUCAUUGGCCUGGAGUCCUACCUGCAGGGAAGGUCAUUGAUGAGCCCACUAGCAACAUGGAUAUUUUCCCCACCGUGGUGAAUUUAGCUGGUGGUUCUGUACCCAGCGACAGACACAUUGAUGGCCAUGAUCUCUUGCCACUGUUGCAAGGGCAAGUGAAACGUUCUGAACAUGAAUUUAUGUUCCAUUACUGCAAUGCCAACCUGAACGCUGUGAGAUGGCACCCAUCAAACAGUAGUGCAGUCUGGAAGGCCUUAUUCUUCACCCCUAACUUCUACCCAGAGAACAGCUCGGCCUGUUUCCACACUCAUAUCUGCUUCUGCAUUGAGCCUUUUAUCACAUACCAUGAUCCUCCGCUGCUUUUUGAGCUGUCAAGUGACCCAUCAGAGAGCACCCCCCUGACCCCAGACACAGAACCCAAGUUCAACUCAGUUCUAGAGGCUAUAAAGGGAGCGGUAAGCCAUCACACCCAGAGUCUGAAGCCUGUCCAAAUGCAGUUUUCCCGUGGAAACUUGAUCUGGAAACCCUGGCUCCAGCCUUGCUGCUCGUCUCUCAGUCAGCUUUGCAGUUGUGAAAGAGAUCAUCAGACAGGGAUGCCAAAUCAUGAGGUUCAAAAAGAAUAACAGCUUCAAGAAAAUUUAAUGGUAUUGAAUUUUAUUGAAAACUGGUAACAACUCAAUGGCCAUAAUACUCUUAGA
Molecule: messenger RNA, 2800 nt
Organism: Paramisgurnus dabryanus
Lineage: Eukaryota; Metazoa; Chordata; Actinopteri; Cypriniformes; Cobitidae
Source: RefSeq, a predicted model, not a curated record